GACUUCUAACAUACGAGGGGACCCUUUCACAGUAAUCACUAAAUCCAUAUAAAAAUCCACCUUUCUCUACAAAUAUUUUUCAACCCCAACAUUCAAUCACAUGUUGUUUUUUCUUCACUUCCUAAAGACAUGACAACAGCAAAAGAAGCUUCAAACAUAGAUCUCAUACGCCAUCAUCUCUUAGGUGACACCAUCUCUGACCCUUUUCUCCAUCCUGUUAAACUUGAAAACCCUUCAUCAGAUUUUGAUUUCUCUUCAUAUAUCUCAGACAACUCCACCUUCUUCACUUUCCUUGAAGACUAUGAUUUGAUAUCAGACAUGGAGUUCUUUAACCACACUUCAUCUUCAAGUGAAACAAGCCCUUCAAAGGAAACCAAAAAAUCAUCAAAUUCAUCACCUGAAGUAGUAGUAGUGCCAGUACCAGUACAAAGUACUACUGUGCCAUCAUCAAAGAAGAUGAAGAAAGAAGAAGAGUGUGUUGGUGUUGGUGUUGGUGAGACAAGGAGGUAUAGAGGAGUAAGGAGAAGGCCAUGGGGGAAAUUUGCAGCUGAGAUACGUGAUCCGUCAAGGAAAGGAAGUAGGGUUUGGUUAGGUACAUUUGAUAGUGAGAUUGAUGCUGCAAAAGCUUAUGAUUCUGCUGCUUUUAGAAUGAGGGGUAGGAAAGCUAUAUUGAAUUUUCCUUUGGAGGCUGGAUUGUGUGAUCCUAAGCCAAAUAGUUGUGGCAGGAAAAGGAGAAGAGAAAGAGAAAGUGAAAGUGAAGAAGCUACAAGAAGUACUAGUUCAAGUUCAUGAUGAAGAUUCAUGAAUAGAGUUAGAUGCUGGUGAUGAUGAUGUACAAGUUUGUUUAGUAAUUAUUAGUAAUUCUUUUUUUUUGGUUUUGGAUGAGCAAUCAUAAUCCAUUAAAAUGUUAAAAUAAUAGUAAGGACUGUUUGGGAAUUAUUUGUUUAAUGUGUUUAAGAUUUUAACUGGUUGGGUUUACAAGGAGUGAGCUCAUCUUGUAUGUCACAUGGUUUGUACAUAGAAGCAAGAAAUGAUAUGUCAAUAUGGAAUCAAUGUAGAUAUUUCUUGCAUAUUA
Vicia villosa (hairy vetch) is the source of this 1075-nucleotide messenger RNA. Its product is annotated as ethylene-responsive transcription factor ERF107-like. The coding region runs from base 130 to 792 and encodes 220 amino acids. Gene Ontology annotation, molecular function: DNA-binding transcription factor activity; DNA binding. Gene Ontology annotation, biological process: ethylene-activated signaling pathway; regulation of DNA-templated transcription. The transcript has a single exon. Lineage: Eukaryota; Viridiplantae; Streptophyta; Magnoliopsida; Fabales; Fabaceae. The record is from RefSeq and is a predicted model, not a curated record.